GUUCAGUGACGUCCAAGCGCCGGCAGGCAGCGAGUAAGCGGCCGCCGCCCUCGCUCCCUGGAGGUGCCGCCGGACCCUAGCCGCCUCGUCCGUCCCCCUCCCCCGCCCUCGUCUCUGCCUGGCGACCGCGAUGUCUGACAAGGAGUUCAUGUGGGCCCUCAAAAACGGAGACUUGGAUGAGGUGAAGGACUACGUGGCCAAGGGUGAAGAUGUCAACCGGACACUUGAAGGUGGGAGGAAGCCUCUUCACUAUGCAGCAGACUGUGGACAGCUUGAGAUUCUGGAAUUUCUGCUAUUGAAAGGAGCCGAUAUUAAUGCUCCAGACAAACACAAUAUCACACCACUCCUAUCAGCAGUCUAUGAGGGCCAUGUUUCCUGUGUGAAAUUGCUUCUGUCAAAGGGUGCUGAUAAGACUGUGAAAGGCCCAGAUGGACUAACUGCCUUUGAAGCCACUGACAACCAGGCAAUCAAAACUCUUCUUCAGUGACGGAUGGACUGAUACCUUAACUGUCUCUCCUGUGGCCUCACACUGCUGCCUGUCUGUCACUCUUUUGCAUCUUCAAGCUUCUUCAGCUAAAUACUUUGGGGGGAGGGAAAUUAUUUCUGAAUCAGACUAGUUAGGGGCUUGUAUUGAAGAUAAUCUCUUUGGGGAGGGUUAAAAAACUAUUAUGAACAGUGUCCCUCUAGGACUUCUUUUCAGUGCACAAUCUCUUCCUGUUUCUAGUGAAAAUGGAAGAAGGAAGACAGACCAUGAUCUUGAAUUUUAUGCUUGUAAACCUCCUAGUUAGUACUAAGAUUUUUUUGAAAGAUUCCUUUAGAUGGAAGUACUGUGCUAUGUUCCUAAAACUAAUUGUGAAGGAGACAAUAGUCCCAUGCUAUUAGUGUCUGCUAUAAUCUGAAGUGUAGUGAUGUAGGUGGCUGGGUUGCUUUUCUCUCUGUGGUUAGCUUUAUUAUCCUUCUGCCUAAAGCUUAUGUUGCAGUUUUGAGGACUUUUGAUACUAGUUAUUGGACCUGUUCUUUAUAUUGACUAAUUGGAUGUCACACUAAUAUUUUUCUGACCUAUUGAAUAAACCAGGAAAGAUCAGUUGAGGCAUGGUGAUGUUACACUCCAGAAUAUCUGCUAAGGUACUUUUGGAUGCUUGAAUCUGAAGUUUUUCUUUCCCAUGUUUAUUCUGGUCCAGGACAGAUGUUUUAAGCAACUGGUUUUGAGAGAGUUCGAAGUGUCACUGUAGUUAUUUCCAAAAGGAUUCUAAGAUGGAAUUACUUUACUCACCAUGUCAGCAUAAAAUUUAUAGACGCAUGUGAAAGCUACAAGCUCUUUGGUACACAUGGAUAAUCAAGUCAAAAGUGGAAAAUGAACAAUAUCUAGACAUUCAUAUCAGGUGAAAUUGUUGCUAAAUAUUUCUGGUAAACUUUUAAAAUACAUCUAAGCUUUCUAAGUUCAGGUGUUAGGAACAGGAAGACGUACAAGUAGAAGUCUUAACUUGCUCUAACUACUGGAGGAAAAAAAACCAAUUUUUAAUUGUGCAUAUCUUUGAAUCAGUAUUUCAUUGUUGGCCGAAUGAAGCCCUUAAAUUUUUAAUGAAGUUAAGGCGUGGGGCUGAAAAGUUCUCAGUGCAACCCACAUUAACCAUCAACUUUUAGAUAAGAUUUACUAUACCGGUAAUUAUGACAGUACUGUGACAGCCUUGAUAAUUCAUGGGAAGGUAUUUAAUGAUGUUCUAGGUAUUCCCAUCACAUUUUAUGGUCCUCAGGAACGUCUGAGCUUCUUUCUGGCUUUCAUUUUGAAAAUUUUCAUUACAUUGCUAGUUCACCCAGAACUGCAUAACAGUUUUUGUAACAGAAAAGUGUAUACCACAAACUAUACAUCUUCCUCUUUUUUGGAAUACAGAUUUCAGACUUUCUGAUAACAUACAAAAUACAGAAACGAGUGUAUAUAAUGUCUCGUGCUGAAUUCUUAAACAAAAGUAGCUGAUAUUAUUUUGAUAUUACUGUUGAAAUUGAGAGGAUAUGUAGAAGUAGGCUGGUGACUACCACCCAUAUUUAAUGGAGACUUAGUUUUACUUGAAUAAUGUUGCAUAUUACGAUUUAAUGUCCCAGCUAUAAAAAGCCUUGUGUUGACUGUAAAGUGAGAGCAGAAACUGAUUUACAUGUCCACAUCCCAUAAGAGAUGGAGAAAACAAUCAACUCUGGCCAUAAACUGUACAGUGCAAUUACUCUUUGCUUCUUUGAGAUGGGUGGCAAGGAAGAGCAGAAGGGUUGGAAAUCAGCGAUAAAUCAAUUGAUGAGCUGCUGAUAAAAGAACAAGCAUGUUUGGUGAACAAUGCUUUUAGUGCUAUUUAAAGAGAACUCUUUAAUCUUAUCUCUGAUCAGUGCUGGAUUGUCUUGUUGUUGUAAUAGUGUGAACACAGACUAUAGAUUUAACUCUUUAUUCAGCUAUGAAAGUAAGCAUCUUUGGUAUAAAUUUGCCUCCAUAUUAUGCUAUUAAAUACUUAGCUAUUAAAAUACUAGUCUAGAAAACUGCAA
Molecule: messenger RNA, 2526 nt
Organism: Pezoporus flaviventris
Lineage: Eukaryota; Metazoa; Chordata; Aves; Psittaciformes; Psittacidae
Gene: MTPN
Product: myotrophin
Exons: 4
Coding region: 131-487 (118 amino acids)
Biological process (GO): regulation of barbed-end actin filament capping
Cellular component (GO): nucleus; cytoplasm
Molecular function (GO): protein binding
Source: RefSeq, a predicted model, not a curated record